Messenger RNA from Perkinsus marinus ATCC 50983, 555 nucleotides. RefSeq lists its product as hypothetical. The coding region runs from base 1 to 555 and encodes 184 amino acids. The transcript is spliced from 5 exons. NCBI's taxonomy places the organism in Eukaryota, Perkinsozoa, Perkinsida, Perkinsidae. The record is from RefSeq and is a predicted model, not a curated record.
AUGUCUUUCCCAACAGCGGCUAGCAACAUGAUCAGGGCUUGUGCCGCCAAGUCGGUGUUCAUGAUGUGUGACAUGCAGCCAGUAUUUGCUAAGACUAUACAAAAGAUGCCUCAUGUUGUGGAGACCGCCAAUACACUCCUCAGUGCCGCAAAUAUCUUGAACAUACCAGGCGUUGUUACUGAACAAUACCCAGAGAAACUAGGCCACACGUUGCCCGAGCUUGACACUUCUCACUGUCGAGUCUUCAACAAGCACGCCUUUAGCAUGAUGACGGAUGAUGUGACGGAAUAUCUCGAGAAGGAAUGCCGAGGGCGUGAUCAGUACAUUCUUAUGGGCAUCGAGUCGCACAUCUGCAUAGCGCAGACUACUCUGGACAUACUGUCUGGACACCCUGACUCUACUGUGUUCUUGGUCACCGACGGUAUAUCUUCGAGUCGCCUAUUGGAUCGAUCGACUGCCCUGCAUCGUCUGUCUAGAGUGGGUGCAGUGUUGACCACUAGUGAGGGCCUUAUCUUCGACAUGAUGCGGACUAAGGAUCAUGCCAACUUCAAGUAA